UAUGUUACAUGCAAAACCAAAGACUUAAACACAAUAAGCACUUUUCUAAGAUUUGAAGAGCAAGAAAUCUUCAACUUCCUUUAGUCCUAUUAACACACUUUUUGGAAAUUAAUAAACUAUCAAUAUCCCUAACAAUUUAUGUAUCUAUCUUCAAUAAACAUAGCAAUACCAUUGUAUAAAGGUCAUUUUGUUAAUUUUCAUCAUGAACAGAUAAGAAUUAAUGAUAAUUGUUCUUUGAGUGGUAUUUAAGAUGGCUUUCUUUACUUUGUGGUGAAUGAAAAAACCAUGCAAUUCUAUUUCUUUUCACCUUUACAUGAUGAUCUAAAUUACUACUACAAUACUGUAAACAUUUCUAUUUUAUUGAAGGAUGAUAAGAAGUACAAAUUUCCAAUCAGAUUCAAAGAACAAUUAAUUAAUCACUUAGACUAUAUUACAGCCGUUGGAUUUUAAUAGGUAGAUGAUGUAUGGACUAUGGCAAUUGCUUCUGAAUUCUAUAUAUUUUUGUAUACUUUUACAGGAGAUUUGGACAAUUUUUAAAUGCUAAAAUAAGGCUUCAACGUUAAUGGAGAAAUAAUUAAUUAAGUCAUAUUUUAUUAAGAUAAUUUAAUCUAUGGAGGCAGUUCAGGCACUCUUACUUGUAAAUCUAUUGAUUCAGCUCAAAACUAUACAACUUAAUUUAAAGAAAAAAUAAAAAAAUAAUUCAAUAGGAUAUUUAAGGAUUUGACUCCUUGGUCAUCUCAAUAAGGAUUAAUUUAAUUAGAAGUACAAGAAGAAUUUAAUAUUUGUUAUGGUUUAUUUGAGAAACUUGAUAAAGAUGAAAAUGUUGAAGAUACAUUUAUUAUUAUCUAUGAUAUUGGACUUUAAGGAGAACUAUUUUAAGAAAUAAUAACAAUAAAAUAAUCUUAUUUAUUUAAUUCUAAUUUAGAAUUUAAAAAUGCAUUUGAUUAUCAUAAUCUAUAAUUUUAUCAUGUGUUUUUCGAAAGACAAUACUAAACAAAUAAAAUUGUAUUGAUUAUAACAACCAAAGAUUAAUUGUAACUUUAUUUAUAGUUUGAAUUAUAAGAUAGAACUAUUAAUGAAAUAAAUGAAUAUAAAUUAAGGAUUUCAAAUUCUAAUGUUACUCAAUAAUAAUUUAUAAAAUUGAAACCAGAAUUUUAGGUUAUCUAAGUUAAAAAUCCCUAUAUGAAGAUUGAUACAGUAAUUCCAUAUGGAGUAUGUUUAGAUGAGGGUAGAAUAUAAUAUAAACAAAAAGAAAUGUUGACAAUUUAAUAAAAUUAAAUUUUGAAGUCAGUUUACAAAGAAGAAUAAUUAUCACUAUUUCAUUUAGAUAAUUAUAUUAUUGCAUAAUUUCUUGAUAUGGCUCAUAUUCAAUAUUUUAGAAGUUUAGAACAAUAGAUCACUAAAUACAAUUCAUAUAAUUAAAUAUAGUAUUCAAUAUAUAGAGAUACAUCAAAAGAUGCAAUUGAAAAAAUAGAUCUACAUGGUCAAAAUGGUCAUGGUAUUCCAAAAAGUACUUAUAAUAUUGGAAAAAUGACUGUAAAUCGAUUAUUUAAUCAUUUUGAUAUUAAUGAAGCUUAACUUUAUAAUUUACCUGAACAUUUUAUUUGUAUUGCUGAUCAUACAAUAGAAUUUAUUGUUAGAAUGAGACCAAUUGAUUGUUUCUUUACUGCUAUUAAAGUUACACAUUAUGAUUUUAUUGAUUCAAUAGAUGCUGAUUUUCCCCUUGAAAAAUUGGUCAGAGCAUUUGGAAUUGAAGAAAGUUGUUCAUAAAUCUUAUAAAUAAUUAUUCAAGAAGAAUAGAAUUUUUAUAUCAAUGUUGAACUUUAACAUUAAUAUUAAUUAGAUUUAUAGAAAGCAUAUUAAAGAAUACAUUAUUCAGAAAAUAUUCAAAAAUUUUUUGAUGAUAAUGAAAAGAUUCCUAUAUGGGUUACUGGUUAAGUUUAUGUUCGUAAAGGAGCUAUAAUCAAAGAGAAAGCACUUAAAGCUUAUUUUGCUUUGAUUAAACGUUCAUUAAUUAAUGAAGAUAGAAAUUAAAAAUCAAAAAAAGUAUCAAGUACAACAUCUUUGAUUUGGAAAAUCAUUGCUCCUCUUACAACUAAGAAAUUCAUCAAUGAAAAAGUUUAUAAUUUAGAAUGUAAUAAACCUAUUGAGAGUUAUUCAAUUAAAUAAUUACAAACAGUAUUUAAAUAGAUAGAAAAAUUAAUUAAAUUAUUUGAAAAUGAAUCUAAUUAUUAUUAAUAGGUUAAGAAUUAAAGACAUGAUCUAUAAAUUGAAGAAUAAAAUUAAUUUCAAAAUUAUAAGAAUGGAUUUAGUAAAUAUAUUUAUGAAACUUUUGAAUAAAGUACUAGAUUAGAUAUUUCAAGAAGCACUAAUUAUUCAGAUUAAUCAUUAGCUGUUAGUGUUAAUGUAGAUGUAGAAUAUGUAUAAAUUAUAUUUAUUUUAGAAUUAAAUGAAAGUAUUAUUUUCUUAUUGCAAAUAAAUUAAAUAAUUAUUGUAAUUUUUGAUUUAUUUCUUUGGUGAAUUGUAAGGAAUCAGAAAUAUUAUUAACAGCUAUCAAAAUAAAACUUAAUUAUUUGAUUUAUCAAUAAAAAGUGUUCUUAGUGGUGAUACUGUUGGUAAUUUGACAUUAAAAUAAUUAAUGAUACAUAUUAUUAAAAGUGAUAAAACUAAAUUUAGAGAAACUGCUUAAUUUAUGAAUUAUCAUUUUCCUGAUUUCUUUAGUGAUUAAGAUUUUAAAAUUAGUCUUGUAUAAAACUUAUUUGAUGAAAUUUUAACAUUUGCUGCUUAAAAAAGUAACAAUUCUUAUUGACUAAUUAGAUUUGAUUAAACUUAAUCCAAAUGAAUAAAUACAUGAAAAAAUUAAGAGGAUCUUAAAAUUGUCCAAAACUCCAUAAAUUACUAUUGAUAAAGUACUUGAAAAGAAAGAGAUCUUUUUAUAUUAUAAGGAUUUGUAACCAGAAUUAUAAGACUAAUUAUUAGAGGCAUUGAAAUUAAUAGAAGAAGUAGCAAUCCUAAUAGAUCAUUCGUAUAUGACAUAAUGCUUUCAAAAUUAUAUGUAUCCUUUUGCCACUUUCAAAUUCUAUGUUUAAUAUCUAGCUUAGAAAUGUUAAUAAUAAGAAAAGGAUUAAUCAAAUAAUGAAUAUUGUAAUUGCAUUAUGGACUUAAUUUAGCAAUUCACCAAUUUAAUUUAAUAUUAUUUGAAUCCUCCAAAAGGAUUAAAUAAAGCUUAAACUAAAGAAAUUUUAAUCGAAUCUCUUCAAGUUUUAAAUUAAUUUUAACUUAUAAAACCAACUGAAGCAAUAGCUAAUAAUAUUAUAAAAUAUUAAUUGAAAGAAUUCAUUUAAUAUAUUGAUUACAAUCAGGAAAUGGAUUUAUAAUGUAAUAAUGAUUUAGAGAAAUUAUAAAUGUAAAAGAAACAAUUCUUAGCAAAAGCUGUAAAAGGAAAUCAUGAAGUAUAUCCAUAAUUGAUACAAAUUUUGCUUAAAUUAGCAUAAUUUUCAUUAAGUUAAUGUCCAGAAAUGAAUUUAGAGGAUAUUCAAAUUAAAUUGCCUAUUAAAAAGAGAUUAAGAUAUGUUAAUAAGGCAUAAGAAUUCAUUAGAACUUUUCAUAAGAAUACUUAAGGAAUUGAUAUUAAUGAAGUAGAAAAGUAAGCAUAAGAUCUCAGUAAAUAACUAUUUUUGUAAGAUAUUAUGUAUGAUUUCGUUAUAUCUAAUGAAGAUGAAAAUUAAAGUAAAAAUAUAUAAAUUACUUUUUUCAGGUUAUCAUACUGAAAAGAGGAAAAUUCUUAUGGAUAUUUUAGAUUGCAAAAUUAUAUUACAAUUCUUUGAAGAUAACAAUAUUUACUUUGGCUAAUUACUAUGUCUGGAUUAUUUGGAACACUCUCAAGGAAUAUAAUUAUGUACAUAAGACAAAGUUGAAUAAUUAUGGAUUAAUUUUUUAUUAAGUGCUUAUGAAGAAUCUAAUGGAUGGCCAACAGAUGUACUUAAACGAUAAGUAAUCAUAUAUAUAAUUAAAAAUUUUAGAUGAAAUUGCUUUUUGAAAAUCUAAUCAAUAACAAUAAAUAUAUUUAAUUAUAGAAAAUGACUUAGACAAUAGAGUUAAUUAAUACAAAAUAAUGUUAGGAGUAAUAAAUUACUCAAUUGUCUACUUGGUUAUUUUUUGAAAUUUUGUUAAGUCAUGACAUUAGAGAGAUUGAUUUGGCUAGAAUCUAUGUUAAACAUUAUUUGGAUCAUAUCUAAAUUUUAAAUAAUCCUUUAUAUCAAAAUUUGUAAAUAGAAUAAAUUUAGACUUAUAAAUUGUAAUUGAUAUAAUAGAUUUUAAUUUUAUUUGAUGCCCUCAAAAAACUUAAGUAUGAUUAAUAAUAGACAAGUUCAUUAAUAAAUCAAUUUAGAAAUGCUUUUGAAGUACUUAAAUUAUUAAUAUUUAUAGAACGAUUAUAGAAAUCUGAAGGAUGAUGAAUUAUAUGAUGCAAAAGUUAUAGAAUAAAUUAAAAUUAGAAUUGAUUCAUUAUGA
Paramecium pentaurelia is the source of this 4512-nucleotide messenger RNA. The record is from the annotation of a GenBank genome assembly. Lineage: Eukaryota; Ciliophora; Oligohymenophorea; Peniculida; Parameciidae.